UUCAAACUUCGCUUCUGCCUAAAGUUAGGCUCGGUGUCCUGCUCAGCGCGGGGCUUGGCGCUCUGACCUGGAGGUUGGUGGAAGGAGCAGCGGCGUCCUGCAGAUCUGAGCGACUGUGCACGGUGGCGGGUCCGGCGCGGAGGGAGCUGACGUGGGCUGGUUGGGACGACCUGGAAGGUGACAUGCAGGAUCUGCUGUCAUUCUGGGAUGUGGCCAUUUAUUUCUCUGCAGAGGAGUGGGAAAUCCUGGGCCCUGCACAGUGGAAAUUGUACAGGGAUAUGAUGUUGGAGAAUUAUAACAACCUUGUGUUCCUGGGUCUUGCUUCCUCUAAGCCAUACCUACUCACAUUUCUAGAGCAAAGACAAGAACAUGCAGAUGUGAAAAGACAAGCAGCUGCCACCCUGCACCCAGGUGUGUCAGAAAGAGGGGCCUAGAGGACAGAGUGGGAUAUUCAAACGUCCAACAGAAAGCCAUUGAGACACAAUGUUCUGGUGGAAAUUCAUCUCGUAGUGAUUUCAUUUUCUGUCUUUUGCUGUCUGUAGAGGACAUUUAUGUGACAUUUUUGGUGCUUUCAUAAGCUUUGUUUUUUCUUACCAUGUUAACUUGUGUUUACCAUGACAGCCAAAGCUCUGUCAUUUCAUCGUGAUCAUUAACUUGAGUAUUAAUUUUCUUCAAAAGAGGUGCAUGAAAAUUCUCAUCUUCAAUCCUUGAAAUUUAUUAUUGAAUGUUAUUGUGGACCAUCUUCUUCUGCCUAACACUCAUAACUUCCAAACCUAAAACUCGUACUUAGGAUAUAUACAAAUUGUGCAUACAAAUGUUUUCUACGUUAAAUAACAUUUAUGCUUUGUUUAUAUCUAGUCAUAAAACUUCUGUAUGUGUUUAAAGGGCUGAUUUGCAUUUACAUAAUGCUAUUUUGGCUUUUCUUAGUUGUCGAUAUUAGGCCUUCCUUACAUGUUUGACUUUGAUUAAUAUUCCUUGGUUUCUGUGUUCUGUUUUCAUAGUCUUCUUAUUUCAAUGGAAAGUUACCUGAAUUUCACCUAUUUGUGUUUUAAAUUCCACUUUAUUGAAUACAUGUAUAGAAUUUUGAA
Molecule: messenger RNA, 1088 nt
Organism: Psammomys obesus (fat sand rat)
Lineage: Eukaryota; Metazoa; Chordata; Mammalia; Rodentia; Muridae
Product: zinc finger protein 728-like
Exons: 3
Coding region: 183-434 (83 amino acids)
Biological process (GO): regulation of DNA-templated transcription
Source: RefSeq, a predicted model, not a curated record